Messenger RNA from Acanthoscelides obtectus, 2746 nucleotides. The record is from the annotation of a GenBank genome assembly. Lineage: Eukaryota; Metazoa; Arthropoda; Insecta; Coleoptera; Chrysomelidae.
CGGAUCGGUAAAUACCAACCCAAAAUGGUAAAUACCAUUUCCAUUUGGUUAUCCGCUUGAAUUUGAUUUAAGUGUCUAAUUGAUCGUGGUUUUCAAGAUGGCGGAACGAAACACCUUCUUUCCUAGUGGGUACGCCUCUUUAGCAAAUCAACAUGCCUCAUUUCGUAUUGGAACAUCUUGGAUCAAUUUAUAACCUUAAAAUUGUGAAUAACCUAAAAAGCAAAAAAUGCUGUGGUAUUUUAAAAGCCACAAGAGCUUUAAGAAAAUUGUUACAAUUAGAAAAUAACAUAGAAAUAUUCAUAAGGUAAGAAACGUGUCGACACAUUUUUUCCUGAAGUUCCAAAAUGAGUGAUAGUGAAGACUUUGAAGUUUCCGAGGACGAAAUCGAAGAAAACAAACAUGAUAGGCUGGUACAGGACGUUUUGAAUUUGAACAAAGUGCAGAAUGUGAAAAAGCCAUCCCGCACAGAACCUACUUUGAAAAUAUCAGAGUUCAACUUAGUGAAAUCAGUUACAGGAAACAGAGGUACUAUCCACCUAAAUGAACUCACUAAGGCCCUUGCGGGCCGUAAAAAACAUGAGACCAUAGCUCAAAGGGUUGAAACGACAAGCAAGAAAGGUAAAACCCUGCCUAAGCCUUUGGAAAAGCCACAAGCGGAGCGGAUAAGGAGAACGUUGAACUAUGAGAAAACGCGGUUACAACUAGAUAGAUGGGAAGCCUUUGUAGCUUCAAAUCGAGCAGCCGCUCAGCAAGUGUUCCCUUUGGAGUGUAUUGAGAAAGUGAAAUUUGAGGAAAAGAAAGCUGAAAAGUUUCCCACAACGUUCAGAAUCAAGACCGAUUUGCAGAAAAAAUUAGAACUGCUGGAUCCAAAAGUUGAGGAAUACCACAUCAACACUGAGGAGAAAGAUGAGUAUCCUUUGACUCUACAGGAAUUGAAAGAAAAGAGAAAAGAGGCUGCAAAGCUUAGGGCUCAUCAGAGUUUCCAAGAAGCUAAGGCUAGGAGGCAAAAUAAAAUUAAAAGCAAAAAGUAUCACAGGAUAUUGCGUAGGGAGAAAAUUAAGCAGAAGCUAAAAGAAUUUGAAGAGUUGCAGAAGACGAACCCUGAGGAAGCUAUGAAAAAACUAGAAGAUAUUGACAAAGCUAGAGCAGAAGAAAGAUUCAGUUUGAGGCACAAAAACACUGGUCAGUGGGCUAGAAGCAAAUUAGUAAGAGCUAAAUAUGAUAAAGAGACUAGACAGGUAUUGGCUCAGCAGUUAGCCAUAAGCAGAGAUCUCACACAAAAAAUAAACGAUGAGAGUGAUGCUGAUGAAGAAAAUAUCUCGCAAGCAAAUGAAGAGGUUCACAUAACAUCUGAUAGUGAAAAUCCAUGGAUGGGUAACUUGAAACCUAAUAAAGAAGUUUUAGAUUUUGUCAGUGGUUAUAAGAAAUAUUGGUCUGAAAAAGGAAAUGAACCACAAUGUAACACUGUAGAACAAGUCACAGAAAGCAGUCAAAAAAUUGCUAUGGAUGGCGUAAGUGAAAUAGAUAUGGAAGAUAAUAAAAUCGAAGGGUUCACAGAAAACAGUGAAGAAGUAAUAACCAAUGGGGCUAAUGAAGAGGUAAAAGAAAAUGAAACAGAAGAUAAAUUUACAAACAAAAGAAAAAGAAAGAGCCCCUUGCAACAGCAAGAUGCCAAAAAAAAUUCAAAAGAAAAAAUAACUAGAGUUGGCUUAAAAAAUAGGAAAUUAGAUAGAGUGAAUAUUGCUUCCAUAGAGGUAUCUAAGGAUAAAAAUUUACAAAAGAUAAUUCAGAAAUUAGAUGUUUCCAGCACAUCAGAAUGGGAUGUUGAAGAUGCCUUUGAAAUCUUAGAAGAAAAUAUCAAAAAGAAAGUAAAUAAAAAGGCAAAACAAAUUAAAAAUAUUUCUACAAAAAAAACUAAAAAAGGCACUUCACUCAAACAGAAAGUCAAGAAAGUAGAUCUAAGUAUGCCAUCAAAAUCCAAAAAGCAUGUUAUAGAUGAAGAAAUGCUUGAAACACCUGGAAGUAUGGAGCCUGCAGAUGAAGAUCCAACAGUAACUUCUGGGAUGGAUCAAUUGAAACAAAUAAUUGAUGUAACAAAUGUGAAUACUGAAGUUAAUGUAAAUCCAGAAAAGUUUCUCAAUGUUAAAACCACUCGUCUGGAUACAGCCAUUCCAGAUUUUGCUACUACAGAUGAAAAUGAAGAGGAAGCAGUUGCAGGACAAAAAGAACUAAUAAUGGAAGCCUUCGAAGACGACGACGUCGCAGCAGAAUUCGAAAAAGAAAAAGCUGAAGAAAUAGACAAGAACAAACCCAAGGACAUCGACCUGAACCUACCCGGCUGGGGCAGCUGGGCAGGCGCAAACAUCGACUCAAGCAAACGAAAAAGAAGAAGAUUCAUCAUAAAAAUGCCACCCGAAAUCCCAAGAAAAGACUCCAACAAAGGCGCGCUGAUUAUAAACGAGAAGGCCGAGAAGAAAAUCAAACCCUUGCUUGUAUCUGAAGUGCCGUUCCCUUUCAAAUCGGUCAAGGACUAUGAGGCUAGUAUUAGGGCACCUAUUGGGAAUAAUUGGGUGCCUGAGACGGCUUUUAGGAGGUUUAUAGAGCCGCCGGUGAUUACGAAAAUGGGGGCCAUCAUUGAGCCGAUUAGUAAAAGCAUUUUGGUUGGGCAGAAGAAAGUAUAUUAGGCAUAUAAUUUGUUUAUUAUACUUUGUUGAAUGAUAAAUACAUUUUGUUUAUAUUUUUGUAA